Messenger RNA from Panicum hallii, 820 nucleotides. Its product is annotated as proline-rich proteoglycan 2-like. NCBI's taxonomy places the organism in Eukaryota, Viridiplantae, Streptophyta, Magnoliopsida, Poales, Poaceae. Gene Ontology annotation, molecular function: zinc ion binding; nucleic acid binding. The transcript has 3 exons. The coding region runs from base 47 to 745 and encodes 232 amino acids. The record is from RefSeq and is a predicted model, not a curated record.
UUGCUUCAGGCAGGGGCUUAGUAGUAAGCUCCAGGAUCGCUUGGCAAUGGUCAAGUUUGACAGUUUCAGUGAGCUGGUCAAUGGGGCUAUCAUACAGGAGGAUGCCCACCUAGCUCACAAGGCAGAAAAGAAGAGAAAGACGCCGGCAGCAGGAUCUUCUAGCAGUGCCCCUCAGAGGUUCCGUCUAGUGCAGUCGGGCCCACAGCGAGCCCCCUUUCAGCACCAGCCGCCGCAGCAGUGGGGAUACAGGCCCCCUCAGGACACUCAGCCACAGGGGACAGUCAGGCCUCCUGUUCCUCAGCAGAAUGAGCAGAAGGUCUGGGUGCAGCAGCAAGGGGUACGCCCCAAUUUCUUUCCGUGCUACAACUGUGGACAGCCGGGUCACUUUGCACGGAACUGCCCAAUGCCACCUAAGCAAGGCCAGCAAUCGAGCCAGCAAGGUCAGAAGCAGAGUGUGGCCCACUUCAAGCCGGGGCAAGUGCACUACACCACCCUUGAGGAUAUUCCUGAGGGAGCACCAGUGAUGUCGGACGCCGCCGCCGAGGGAGUCGUAUAUGAAGUGAUCGCGGAGGCGAAAGAGCACCCGGAGCAAGUCCCACAGGGGGUUCGCAAGGAUCCGGCCCAAGGCCCGUCUGCCCCUGACUCUGAGCAACAGCCCAAAGGCAAGCCCCGGUCCCGCACCCGUAGACUUCUGUCCGUGUUGCGCCAAGUUCGUUCGGUUGGACGUGGAGGGGUGGAGUGUUGAGGAUCCAGGCGCGUAACUUUAGAUGUGCAUGGGAUUGCACACUCGUGGGCUGAGUGCGCAAUUCUUAUCUGUUUU